UAGCCACACAUAUACGUCACUUUAUAGUGCGGCGUGCGUGAAGCAGGUCGCUCUCUCCUCUCUCGAUCGUCCGAUCGGAAACAGAAAUAAUCACAUCAAACGUGCUCAUCGCACGAGUUUAAGACGAAUUAUUAUAUAUGUCAGCAGUGUGAUAUUCGCGUGAUAACCGUUCACCGGGCCAUACCACGAAAAUCCGCUAAAUCUUCCGGCGAGGACGCUGCAAGCACACGAUUUAUAGGUAGAACAUAUAGAUACCAUGGCGGAAAUCAAGAAGGUUUUCGUCACAGGCGGCGCAGGAUACAUCGGCAGCCAUUGCGUACUGUCGCUGCUGGAAGCCGGCUACGACGUGGUGGCCAUCGACAACUUCGCAAACAGCGUCGGCAAGGAGCAGGCCGCCGCCAGCCUAGAUCGAGUGCGGCGCAUCACCGGCAAGGAGAUCACUUUUUACAAGUGCGACCUGUUGGACAUCAAGCAGCUGGACGGCAUUUUCGACAAACAUACGUUCGACUGUGUUAUACACUUUGCUGCAGUGAAAUCGGUCGGCGAAUCGAUGAAACAACCUCUCAUGUAUUACAAGAAUAACAUAAUAGGCGCCAUGAAUCUUUUGGAAGUGAUGGCCUCUCACGGAUGUUACCAGUUAGUGUUCUCCAGCUCGUGUACCGUUUACGGGAACCCAUCAUCUUUGCCCAUAACUGAAAGUCACCCAAUCGGCAAUGUCACCAAUGUGUAUGGCCGCACGAAAUAUUUUAUCGAAGAGAUACUCAGGGACGUCGUAAACUCCGAACAAAAGUGGAACAUCGUGAGCCUGAGGUACUUCAAUCCGGUAGGAGCUCAUUCAUCGGGAUUGAUCGGAGAAGACCCAACGACCAACUUUUCAAACUUAAUGCCGUACAUAGCGCAAGUGGCGUUGGGGAAAAAGCCUGAGUUGUCAAUCUACGGUGGAGAUUAUGCAACCCCCGACGGCACCGGCAUAAGAGAUUAUGUUCAUGUGAUGGACUUGGCCGAAGGGCAUGUGGCAGCUUUAAAAAAAUUACAAUCAAAGCAUGCGCAUUUACAGGUUUAUAACUUAGGAAGUGGACAAGGAACUUCUGUAUUGGAUUUUGUAAAAACCUUUGAAAAAGUAACAGGUGUCAAAAUACCAUACAAAAUUGAAGCACGCCGCUAUGGUGACAUAGAAUCAAUGUAUGCCAAUUGUGAUUUUGCAAAAGUUGAUCUCGGUUGGACAGCUAAAUAUACCUUAGAAGAUAUGUGCAGAGACUUUUGGAAAUGGCAAACCAUGAAUCCAAAUGGUUACAAGUCAAAUAAUACAGCAAGUAUGAAUGGUACAACAGACGGACAUUAAAUUAAUAUUGAAAUUACCUUUAGUCUUUAGAACGAUGGUCAGUGUAAUAUGAUUUUUUUUCUGUUCGUCCAUACUAAUAAACAUUUGUCAUUUUUAAAUGCAGCUAAACAGCAGUAGAACAAUUUAGAAUAUUUUUCUGGCAAAGAUGAAAUAGUUAUCAUAGUUUUAAGCCAUUCAAUAAUCCUAGAAGACUAUAAAAUAAUAAUUUUAACAAAGAAAAACAAACUUAAAAUAGCAUUCUUACCUGUGAUGUAUUUUUAGAAUAUGUUGCUAAAGCUACAGGAAAAACUGAACAAUUUAGUUUCCUGACAUUUUUGAAACUUACGCUGUCAUAUCCUGAUAAUGUGCUUAUGAGAUUAAUGAAAACUGAACAUAAUACAUCUAAUAAAUCCUGAAAUAAACAUUUAAAUAAGA
This is a messenger RNA of Myzus persicae (green peach aphid), 1756 nucleotides long. Its product is annotated as UDP-glucose 4-epimerase-like. The record is from RefSeq and is a predicted model, not a curated record. Gene Ontology annotation, molecular function: UDP-glucose 4-epimerase activity. Lineage: Eukaryota; Metazoa; Arthropoda; Insecta; Hemiptera; Aphididae. Gene Ontology annotation, cellular component: cytosol. Gene Ontology annotation, biological process: beta-D-galactose catabolic process via UDP-galactose, Leloir pathway. Bases 257 to 1342 code for a protein of 361 amino acids. The transcript has 6 exons.